AAUGAAUGGAAUGAAAAUUAAAUUAUAAAUAUUUGAUACUGCUGAAUAAAGAAUUUUAGUUCUAUUAUAUCAUAGUUAUUAUAGAUCAGCAAUUGGUAACAAAUAUGAAGGAUAAAUAGUUUAUAAUAUAAGUAAUAAAAAUGGAUGGAAGAAAAAAGAAAGAAUGGAAAUGAAAAUAUAUUAAUAGUAUUAUGUGGAAGUAAAAAAUUGA
Paramecium sonneborni is the source of this 211-nucleotide messenger RNA. The record is from the annotation of a GenBank genome assembly. Lineage: Eukaryota; Ciliophora; Oligohymenophorea; Peniculida; Parameciidae.